AUGCCUUCUAUUACAAAGCCAGUAGUGAGGAUCUCCAUAGAUCGUGGAGGCACAUUCACCGACUGCAUCGCUCGUGUGCAAGGCCAGGCCGACAUUGUAAUCAAGAUUUUGUCUUCUGACAAGAAGAAUUAUCCUGAUGCACCAACGGAGGCCAUUAGACAGGUGUUGGAGAAGGUUGAGAAUAAGCCAAUUCCAAGAGGAACAGCUUUGGAUCUCAGCAAUGUCGAAUGGAUUCGCAUGGGAACCACUGUAGCAACAAAUGCUCUGUUGGAGCGGAAAGGAGAGAGAACCGCAUUCCUGGUGACAAAAGGAUUCAAAGAUAUCCUUCUCAUCGGCAACCAAUCCCGACCUGCAAUGUUCGAUCUAUCCAUCAAGCGAGCAGAGGUGUUGUACUCUAAUGUUUUCGAGGUGGAUGAAAGAGUUGUACCCACAACAUGUUCAGAUUCAGAGUUGAGGAAACUGAACAUGCAAUAUCCCGAAGUCCCAGACAUAGUUACCAAAGUCUCAGGCGAGAGCAUAAGAGUCAUGAAGACGCUCGAUGUGCCCGCCGUCCAACAAUACCUAUCGGAUGUCUACAACCAAGGUUACCGAUCCAUCGCAGUAUGCUUAAUGCACUCAUACAUAUAUCCCGAGCAUGAGAUCCAAAUCCGAGACAUUGCUUCAAAGAUUGGAUUCACCAAUAUCUCACUCUCACACGAAGUUUCCCAAAGGUCGAAAAUAGUCCCUCGAGGCAACUCAACAGUCGUGGAUGCAUAUCUGACUCCGGAAAUAACAAAAUAUCUCGAUCAAUUUACUGCCAGUUUCCCCGAACUUAGCAGAGCUGAAACCAGAAUUGAGUUCAUGCAAUCAGACGGAGGUCUUGUGCCAUCUUCAGAUCUUUCAGGAUUACGCUCCAUCUUGUCAGGCCCUGCGGGAGGUGUAGUUGGCUACGCCGAAACCUGCUAUGACAAAGAGAACAAAAUUCCAGUCAUUGGCUUUGACAUGGGCGGCACAAGUACGGAUGUUAGUCGGUACGAUGGUGAUCUACAGCAUGUCUUUGAAACAACAACUGCGGGAAUCCCAAUUCACGUCCCACAGCUCGAUGUCAGUACCAUUGCCGCUGGAGGAGGAAGUAUUCUUGCCUGGCGAAAUGGUCUAAUGACUGUCGGCCCUGAAAGCGCUUCCUCCAGCCCUGGCCCCGCUUGCUACAGGAAUGGCGGUCCUCUCACCGUGACCGACGCCAAUCUAGCACUCGGGCGGCUGAUUCCUGAGCAUUUUCCAUCCGUUUUCGGUCCUAACGAGGAUCAGCCUCUUGAUCGAGACAUCGUUCUGGCCAAGUUUGAAGAGCUCACCAAGGAGAUAAAUCUUGAUACUGGCAAGUCUCUUUCAUGGGUCGAGGUUGCCGACGGAUUCAUCCAAGUCGCCAAUCAAGCCAUGUGUGGUCCUAUCCGGUCUUUGACUGAGUCGAGGGGCCACGAUGCUUCGAAACAUGACCUUGCAUCGUUCGGAGGAGCCGGUGGCCAGCAUGCUUGUGCAAUCGCAGACAUCCUUGGAAUUAAGAGAGUCGUCAUCCAUAAAUACUCUUCAAUUCUAUCUGCAUAUGGCAUUGGAUUGGCUGAUGUCGUACAUGAAGAAGAGCGAACAUGCGUCAAAGAUCUCGAUACGGCCACCGAUUCAAUCUAUAAACAAUUGAACGAGCUGGCCGAGACAGCAAAAAGUCACCCAUCAAUGGAAGCGUUUCCGAUUGUCCAAGCUCACAAAUUCUUGAGCAUGCGAUACGAUGGAAGCGAGACGGUUAUGAUGAUCCACGCGGAUGAGGGCGUCGAUUCCCGGCAAAAGUUUAUCGACGCACAUCACCAACAGUUCGGAUUCACUCCCACGAACAGAGCCAUUUUCGUGGACACAGUGCGCGUGCGAGCGAUUGGAAAAUACGAGAAUUCGUCGAGCAGCACUGAUUCAUCUUCGUCGAAACUUCAAAAGUCCAUCCAUGCUCCCAAGCCUAGCUCGUCAAAGGACGUCUACUUCGCUUCUCGUGGAUGGAUUAAUAUCCCAAUCUAUGUGUUUGACACUUUUGAACAAGGCACAACAUUGGCUGGGCCUGCACUCAUUGUCGACAAGACCCAGACCAUCAUUGUAUCUCCCAACGCAUCCGCAGUCCUCUCCGGCGACAACCUUGUCCUGACCGUCGAAGACUCGCAAAAGCAAUCCUUGAGCGCGUCCGAAAUCGACCCGAUACAACUUUCCGUGUUCCGCCACCGCUUCUUCGGUAUCGCAGAGCAGAUGGGUCGAGUUCUCCAGAAUGUCAGUGUGAGUGCAAACAUCAAGGAGAGGUUAGACUUCAGCUGUGCGAUCUUCAGCCCCGAUGGUUCUCUGGUCGCCAAUGCACCUCAUGUCCCUGCUAUGAUUGGAAGCAUGGCGUUUGCCGUGCAAUCGCAAAUCAAGCAGUGGGCAGGAAAGCUGAAAGACGGUGAUGUUCUCUUGUCCAACUCGCCUCGCUUUGGAGGUGUUCAUCUCCCUGAUCUUACUUUGACCACGCCUGUGUUUGACGCGGAAGGGAAGGAGAUCAUCUUCUGGGCUGCGUCGCGCGGACAUCAUGCCGAUGUUGGCGGAAUUCUACCAGGUUCUAUGCCGCCAAACUCACGGUUCCUGUGGGAAGAAGGCGCGGUAUUCGAUUCGAUCUUGAUCGUCAGAGACGGCAAGAUUGCAGAAGACGAACUUUAUCGGAUCUUGUGUGUUGAGCCGGCGAAGUACCCCAACUCCAGCGGCACAAGGUGUUACCAAGAAAACGUCACAGACAUCAAAGCACAGAUCGCCGCAAACUACUGUGAGUACACCAUGAGCGUCGUCCAAGCCUACAUGGGCGCCAUCCAAGACGCUGCCGAGCUAGCCAUCCGCAACCUCUUCAAGCGACUUGCUCCAAAGUUCAGCGGGACGGAAAUAGCAGCAGUCGAUCAUAUGGAUGACGGCACUCCCAUCCAGCUCAAAGUAACCAUCCGCGAGGACGGCUCGGCGGUCUUCGAUUUCAGUGGCACGGGCACCCAAGUACAUGGUAACUGGAACGCCCCGCCAGCUAUCACCAAUUCCUCCGUACUGUACGCUUUGCGCUGCAUGGUCGAUGCCGACAUCCCGCUGAAUCAUGGCUGCAUCAAACCAAUUGACAUCGUCAUCCCUGAUAACUCACUGCUCCGGCCCAAGUUCGAUGCGGCAGUAUGCGCAGGCAAUGUGUUGACUAGUCAACGCAUUGUAGAUGUCAUCUUCAAAGCUUUCAGAGUCUGCGCUGCAAGUCAAGGCUGCAUGAAUAACUUCACCUUUGGCAUCGACGGCGAGGGUGGCUUUGGUUACUAUGAAACAAUUGGUGGAGGUGCAGGCGCAGGACCGACGUGGAUCGGUACCAGUGGAGUUCACACGAAUAUGACCAAUACGAGAAUCACGGACCCAGAGUCGCUUGAGCGACGGUAUCCCGUGAUUCUGAAGCAGUUCGGUCUGCGCCCCAAUAGCGGAGGUUCUGGAAAGAAUCCCGGUGGCGAUGGCUUGGUGCGUGACGUCGAGUUCCGCAUCCCGAUGUCGGCAGCUAUGCUAUCAGAAAGGCGUUCAUUCGCUCCAUAUGGCAUGGAGGGUGGAGGCGAAGGAAGAAGGGGAGCCAAUACAUGGGUGCGGACAGAUGGCACACAGAUUUCAAUAGGAGGAAAGAAUUCUGUGUUCGUUCAGCCUGGUGAGAGACUAGUCAUUGAGACGCCGGGCGGUGGCGGCUAUGGUGCUCUAGAGCUAUAG
Messenger RNA from Aaosphaeria arxii CBS 175.79, 3750 nucleotides. RefSeq names its product hydantoinase. Bases 1 to 3750 code for a protein of 1249 amino acids. Gene Ontology annotation, molecular function: 5-oxoprolinase (ATP-hydrolyzing) activity. Gene Ontology annotation, cellular component: cytosol. Gene Ontology annotation, biological process: glutathione metabolic process. NCBI's taxonomy places the organism in Eukaryota, Fungi, Ascomycota, Dothideomycetes, Pleosporales. The record is from RefSeq and is a predicted model, not a curated record. The transcript is spliced from 3 exons.